CUACAGGAAUAUGGGUCACGGAAUGCAUCACACCGAUCCUUCUCGACUUUAAAAACUCAAGAGUGGAGUAGUUCCUAGAUAAUGUAUUGUUUUCUGCGUGUACUGCUUCUUAUUGCUACGAGUACGACCUCCGUUUCAGAAGGGAAGAGUAAGAAACUAUGCAAUGUCGUACCCAAAGAUCCAUACAUCCAAGUGGGAUCUGAUACUCAGAUAGUGUGUGAGAGCUUCUGCGUGCACGGUAGCGUGUACUGGACGGUGGACGGAGUAGUCUUGGACGACAGCUGGAUGAGCACCAUCAACUCCACACAUAGCAUCGUGUCCCUGAGGAACGUCACGCGGCGCAAAGCCACGGUGCAGUGCCACCGCGACCAUACCAGGGACGUACUCGGAGGCACCAUCGUCAGGACAUACUCAAAACCCAGCAAAGUGGUCUGCAUCUGGCACUAUAGAAACGGAUCGUCGGGAGGCGUACCCGAGCUUUUCACGUGCACAUGGGAGCAACUUGCCGAGGCCUCUGAGAAAAUCAACUACACCGUACUGAUCUCUCGCUCAAACACUUCCCAAUGGGAAAUCUGCAGCAGCCAAAACUUACAAACAUGCACGUCGGAAGAUGUGCACCUGUCGGGUUACGUGACUCUGGUGGGCAACCACAGCGUGACAGUGAGAGCCAAAACCAAACAUUGGGAGGUCUACUCCGACCCUUAUGAAUUUAACCCCCAUCACAUAUUGCAAAUUAGAUGUCCCAAGUUGAAUGUCCAGGCCUUGUAUGGUCAUCUACUGGCUAAGUGGACCACAUCCACAUCCUCAAAUAAACACUACUGUCAAGUUAAAUAUAACCAGGAGGUGCUCAAUAAAACUUUAGAACCCGGAGAAAAGGGAAAUAUGACCAUCGAAAACGUAAAGUCCUGCACUUAUUACAAAGUUUCAGUCCGCUGCGCUUGGGACAAAGCUCCGUGGAGCGAAUGGAGCCAAGAGAAAACUGUUUUGAGCCAACUCAAUAAGAACGAUGUCAAGCUGCGCCUGUGGAGGAAAAUAAGAGAAUCAUACAAAAAUGGCACAAGAACAAUUGAUGCCAUGUGGACGGAGAUCCCGUCAGCGUGCCAAGGCACAUUUACAUAUUUUAUCCAAGCGUCUGCCAACAAGGAACGCGGGAUGCAAGUAUGUGAGAAGUCAACGCGUGCUCUUCUUGUGAAUCAAGAGGCACACAAAGUAGAGCUUAAAGUCUUUCGCAACGGGGCCUUGCUGGCAGAGGACUCGGUUUAUGUUCCAGCUGCUGGAGAAACUGACCUCCCUCAAGUUGCAAACAUGCAAACUUCAAGCCGCAAAGGUGUUAUUUUGAUCAGCUGGGACGCUCCUUCUCAGUUUGUCAGGGCUUACAUGAUCGACUGGACCCACGAUGGGUGUCGCUACCACUGGAAGGAAAUCAAUUCCACCAGCACUCAACUGUCGGGUCUUCUGGCUAAUAAGCCGUAUAACGUCACCGUCACGCCGCUGUUUGGCGACAAGACGGGUCUCGGCACGCGGGCCUUGCGGAUCUGCUCAACGGUCGCAGCUGCCGCCAAUUUCUCCACCAUCAAGGUGAAGGUGAGUGACAAAAGCGCCCUUGUGAGUUGGGAUAUGCAGCGGAAGGAUGUUUGCAGCGGGGUGAUUGUCCACUACGUUGUUUCCUAUGGAACGGGCCACGGAGCCAACCUCAAUGUCACAGUGAAUGCUACAAAACGGGAGAUUCUUUUGAAGGAUUUGAUUCCUUACUCCCAAUACAGCGUGUGUGUCAAGGCCGUAGCACUAACGGGGGCUAGCGAAAGCAACGUCAGGCAUUUUAAUACCAAAAGAUUUGAUCCGAGGUUCGUCACUCAACUUUGCGUUAUCGGAAGCAUCAUUAUAGUCCUUGUGUUAUCUGCGGGGUUAUGCUGCGCUAUACAGUACAGGAAAUUCCUGCAGGAGCCCCUUCCGAACCCAGGCCUCAGUUCCGUUGCGCUGUGGCCAUCAGGAGGCCAUCAAAAGGGUUUGUUCCUUUUUCGGCAAUCCAACUAUUCACCCGAAACCAUCUGCACCCUUGAUCCCAACCGAGAAGAAGACAGCGGCUCUGUUUUUACCGUAAAGCCUGACGCACACGACGAGAGGCCGUCUGAACCCGAGGAGACGGGGACUCAGUCUCCUUCUAGAGAAUGCACGACGUUGCUCUCUGAAAGCAGCGGUCAAUUAAGCUCGUACCGGAGCCAGGGUUCCGUCAAAAGCCCCACUCGUAGUACUGAGAAAGAAUGUCAGACUCUGCUUUCAGACAAGCAUGAGCAGCUGACAGCAUCGCUAGCUAUGUAUGUUACUGUGGAUAUGUUUGAGCAAGACCAGGACGGGUGAGAAAAAAUGGAAACAUCCCAUAAUAUACAGUCAAGCAACUACGGUAUAAUCUCAUUAUGUGUGUGCAUGUUGAAAUGCAUCCCGAAUUGAUACAAAUGUUGUACAGAAAUAAAUAUCUUAUGCAUGAA
Messenger RNA from Syngnathus typhle (broad-nosed pipefish), 2486 nucleotides. RefSeq names its product interleukin-6 receptor subunit beta-like. Bases 82 to 2358 code for a protein of 758 amino acids. The transcript is spliced from 15 exons. The record is from RefSeq and is a predicted model, not a curated record. Lineage: Eukaryota; Metazoa; Chordata; Actinopteri; Syngnathiformes; Syngnathidae. Gene Ontology annotation, molecular function: protein binding.